AUGGCAAAGAAGAAGAGGAGCAGAGGAACCAACAACAGUGAAGUAACGAAAUGGGAACCUCUGGUUGGUAGCAUAUACUGAUGUCAAAAGCAGAGGAACAUCGUGAGAGAGUGGAAGGAAUACUUCGGCAACGAGUCCAACCUUCAGAAUUGGCAACGGCUCUGCGGAGAUCUGGAUAUCGUCGGUGAUUUGAGCAGCAAAACAAAAUGUAAAAAGGCACGUCUAAAACUUCCGAAGAAGAUUCAUACUCUGUACUCCAGGAUGUUUCCGUCAACAGACACAUAAAUCCAGGCUGACUAGGAGCACAGGCACUGGAAGGCAUCUGGGUCAACAUCUGGGAUUUCUUGGAUGAUGUCAAAAGUGGAGUUCCAGUUCGGAAGUUUCGUUCUCAAGCCUCUCUCGCGGAGUAUACGAUCUCUACCCAACGAAUCUAUCCAAAGAAGGAGGCAAAAAAGCAAGGCCCAGUGAGAGCACUUCUGGCGCAUAUAUUCUGA
Hymenoscyphus albidus is the source of this 494-nucleotide messenger RNA. The record is from the annotation of a GenBank genome assembly. NCBI's taxonomy places the organism in Eukaryota, Fungi, Ascomycota, Leotiomycetes, Helotiales, Helotiaceae.